CUUGGUCCAUCUGACUGUGAGUGCUCCACCUCUCAACCAAGACAUAUACUGUAUCUGUAUUACUUACUCCUGACGACAAAAAUGGAAGUUUCCCAUAAAUAUCUUGUGAUGGCUCAGGAGUAUGUCAAUGAAUUAUGUGAAGGUAAACCAGCUUGGGAGAUUAUCUUGAGGACAGCAGGAGCGACCAUCCUACUAGCGUGGGCUAAAAACUUUCUCUUUAAAGAUGAAACUCUCUUUGAAAGGGGAAAAAAGACAGUGUUCAAGUUGGCUAGAAAGGUUCCAACAGUGAAAGCCAAAAUUGAGGAGGAAAUAGAAAAGGUAUCAGUUUCGAUGACACAUGAUCUAAACCAAGCCAUCGAUAAUGCUCCGUAUUUAACCAAGUUGCCAGAGAAAGGCUGGGGCUCUGAGCGAAUUAUGGAUGAGGCCACCAAGUAUACACAGUAUGGUAAGGAUACCAACAGUUACUUAAGAAGAGAUAUUGAUAUUGUUGAGGGACUUUGAUUAUCUCAUAUUAAU
This is a messenger RNA of Homarus americanus (American lobster), 516 nucleotides long. RefSeq names its product sphingosine-1-phosphate lyase 1-like. The record is from RefSeq and is a predicted model, not a curated record. The coding region runs from base 82 to 501 and encodes 139 amino acids. The transcript is spliced from 4 exons. Lineage: Eukaryota; Metazoa; Arthropoda; Malacostraca; Decapoda; Nephropidae.